ACUCUUUGUACAUCCGGUGGCCACAAGCAAAAUGGCUGACGAAAGUAGUCAGUAGUGUCAUUGCGUUAAAGGUGAUGUUUGUUUGCUUUGUUCUUUUAAAGACUGUGCACUUGCCUUCCGCCUGUCAGCAGCAUCAUUAUCUAAAGAGCACAAAUUCGUCUCCGAGAACUCCAGUUAGCGUAGCUUGCUAGCUGCUAACAAAGAAACGCGAAGGGUGGCAACAAAUCUGGGCGGAAAUUAGCUGUGCGUGUAAAGUGUUGUGAUUGUGUGAAAAUGUGCGAGAGACCGGAAGCAGAGUACGAGGAUCGGCUUUCUGGAACCAAAGAGAACGAGCAUCAAGUUGUGUUGCACAGAGCAGAUUUCAGUGGAGAAGAUCUUCCUCCCCAGCAGCAGGAGUGGAGGUCCAGGGUGGAGCAAGGGGAGCCACAGCCCGCCCACAUUAAGGAGGAAGAGGAGGAGCACAGCAUCAGUCUGGAUGGAGAGCAUCUUAAAGGGCUGGAAGGGUUCCCAGUCAUUCGUGUCCCUGUGAAGAGUGAAGAUGAAGAAGAAGAAGCUGAUGGAGUCCAUUGUGGAGGUUCGCAAGAAGCCCGCCUCUUGGCUCCGCUAUCCGACAGUGACGACGCAACGUCGCAUUCUCCUGACACGGAUGAGGAGCACUCAAAGGCUGAUAAGACGUUUCACACCGACAGCACGCUCUUCAAAUGCUCCGAAUGCGAGAAAACGUUUAGCUGCAAGAAAUAUCUGAGAGGACACAUGAGGAUCCACACGAGAGAAAAACGAUUCAGCUGCUCAUUUUGCGGCAAAAGAUUCAAACUCAAGGAACAUCUAACCAGUCACAUGAGGAACCACAUCGCAGAUAAACCGUUUUCCUGCACGGUGUGCAAGACAAGUUUUAGUGUGCCUUCAGCGUUGGCGAUUCACAUGAGAACGCACACGGGAGAAAAACCUUACAGCUGCUCAGUUUGCGGCGAAAGAUUCUCUCAGAAAGGCAAUCUGAAAAGACACGCCAGGACACACUCGGGAGAGAAGCUCUUUGACUGCUCGGUCUGCGGUAGGAGAUUCUCUCAGAAAGGUCAUUUGAUGUCACACACGCGAACUCACACGGGAGAGAAACCCUUUUCCUGUUCGGUGUGCAGCACGCGUUUUAAUGUCAGGUCGGCGCUGGUGAGACACGUGAGGACGCACGCUCGCGAGAAAGGCAUCAGUUGUACGGUGUGAUCAAACGUUUACACUAAGCUCUGCAAAGAACCUUCCACAUGCGCUAAUAUGUGAUCAAUCCUGCCUUGUCUCCCGUGUUUUUCAUCUCUCAGAACUGCUACUACUACUGUGAUUAUUCUAUUCUUUUGAAAUACAGGUGAUCCUCGUUUUAGGAUGCUUUAUUAUGACGCACUUUCAUUCCAGACUAUUGAAGUUUCAAGAGAAAAACUGAUUUCUACGUACAGUAUACGUAUAGGCUGCAUUUGUCACAUUUUAACAUGGGACAUUUACACAGAAAGACACGCUAUAAACCUUGCAAUCCCACCUACACUUGCUGUCCCCCGGCAUUUUUUGUCCACCGGAUUUCAACAUCUGCCAUGGAAGCAGAAACUGGAUUAACUACGCCUCAUCAAAUUUACUUAAGACUUGUCAGAUCAGAACAUGGCCGCUUUAUUUGUCCAAUUCCAUUUUCUGAACCUAGACUGGAGUUCAUUUAACCAUUUAGCCACAUGAUUGUUUAAGCCACAGGGUUCCUAGCAUGUGGAAAAAAGUAGCAGCUUGUAGUCGGUUAUUUGCGGUCGUGAUGCGCGUGAGGCGAAAAUAAUUUGUAGUUUUGCCUCGCUACAUCGUGGAAGGACUUUUAUCCCUUUAAAUAUCCCAUCUGAAGGAUCUGCUUCUAUGGUGGCUCUCCCUCAUUUGCAACGCCCCUUCCAGUUUACAAGACAACCACAUGAAUAAAAGCGGGAGUUGUUCUCUUUUAUUAUGGUUUCAUUUCAUGUGUUUUAUAUAUCCGUCGUGUGUUCCGUGUACACUUUGGCGCUCAUUAAGUUCCGACCGACAUUAAACUCCUCUCCAAAUAUGUAACUGCUGCCUAUUUACACAUUUUCCAAUCCUGCUUAAACAUGUGACAUGUUUGUCGAACUAUUGAGUUAUAGUCGUGGUGUCAAAAGAUCAGCUAGCAGUGAGUCUCUUUGUUUCUCUCUGUAAAAAUAACCGUGUAAAACAGGAGAAUAAAUGUAUCCAAAACUGAAAAAGUCUGCCUUUUAUUGUAAUAACAUUGCAAAAUCAAAAUAAUGUGCUUUUGCCCAUAAACAUUACAAUUUAGCACUACUUCAUUUACUGAUCCAUACUCUGCUAUUUAGCUUCACACUGCGUUUUUCGUGCGUUUACACAAACCUGAUCGGCAACAAACGAGCGUUGCAGAUGGAAAAUGUCUUGUCUCCAACAUGGAAUCUUCAGACCGAACCUUUCACCGCAGACCAGGCAGACGACAGGUUUCUCUUUUUAGGUUGACUUGGUGCUAAAUGUUUUGCCACACUGGGAGCAUUGUUGUUUCUCGCCGCAGUGGAUCUGCGUGGGUCCAAAUAACGUGGAGUAAAAUCUUUGUCAUCCUCCACUACUAUUGUUUUGCUGACGAAUGAAAUGAAAUGGGGAUCUCACUGUAAAGUAUGAGGAUAUGGCGCCAUCUUGUGGGACAUUUAAGAAACGACAACAUUUACAUACAAUAGUUCUCAAUAAUUCCCACGUUUAAAUUAUUCUGCUCUAAAUAUUGCCCGAUAACAGCUACCAGUGACUGUUUCCUCGAUAAAAAACGACUUACCCCCGGUUGACUUCUAAAAUAAAUAAAAAUAACGAGCCAGUCUUUUGAAAUUUAGCAUUACUGCCCCCUCCGUCGAGAAGGUGUAAUUACACUUCUGACCUGCAGUACAUUGGAUCCCUGCAAAUUCGCAAUUCAGCUAUUAUUGAAUUUUUUAUUUACCGCCAAAAUAGGCAA
Doryrhamphus excisus (bluestripe pipefish) is the source of this 2971-nucleotide messenger RNA. RefSeq lists its product as uncharacterized. Gene Ontology annotation, cellular component: nucleus. Gene Ontology annotation, biological process: regulation of gene expression. NCBI's taxonomy places the organism in Eukaryota, Metazoa, Chordata, Actinopteri, Syngnathiformes, Syngnathidae. The record is from RefSeq and is a predicted model, not a curated record.